AUGGGCUCCACCAGGACACUGGGGCUGCUGAGCUGCCUCCUGCUGCUGCCCCUGCUGCACGGGCAGGACGUGUCUGCCUGUGCCUGGGGCUGGGUGUCCUUCCAGGACGGGUGUUACCGGGUGUUCUGUGAGGAGCUCAGCUGGACACUGGCCGAGACCUUCUGCCGGCGCUUCGGGGCUGGGGCUCACCUGGCCUCGGUGCACAGCCCCGGGGAGCUCAGCACCAUCACUGCCAUGCUGCGCUCCGGCCCCUGCGACAGUGAUGAGGAUGAGGACAGCUCGAGGGGGGGGCUCUGGAUUGGGCUGCACCGUCCAGCAGGGAGCCAGCGCUGGCGCUGGUCCGACGGCUCCAAGAUGGACUAUGGCUCCUGGCACCAGGCGCCCGCCGCAGAGAAGGGAACCUGCGCUGCGCUGCAGGACACGGGCGGUGGGUGA
Melopsittacus undulatus (budgerigar) is the source of this 435-nucleotide messenger RNA. Its product is annotated as struthiocalcin-2-like. NCBI's taxonomy places the organism in Eukaryota, Metazoa, Chordata, Aves, Psittaciformes, Psittaculidae. The transcript is spliced from 4 exons. The record is from RefSeq and is a predicted model, not a curated record. Gene Ontology annotation, molecular function: signaling receptor activity. Bases 1 to 435 code for a protein of 144 amino acids.